AUGGCUGAUCUCCAUGUGGCCAACACCUGUGUCCUGUCCCAGCACCUGGCCUCGUCCUGGCAACACCCUACCAGUUCAGACCAUGAUCGCCCGCCCGAUCAUACUGGUCCCAAGUUUGACAUCGAUAUGCUGGUUUCGCUUCUGAGGCAAGAAAAUGCAAGAGACAUUUGUGUGAUCAAGGUUCCUCCAGAAUUGAAAUACACAGAUUACUUUGUGAUUGGUAGUGGAACUUCCACCCGACACUUGCAUGCGAUGGCCUACUACAUUGUUAAAAUGUAUAAAUACCUGAAAUGUAAAAGUGAGCCUCAUGUUAAGAUUGAAGGGAAGGACACUGAUGACUGGCUCUGUGUGGACUUUGGCAGCAUGGUGAUUCAUUUGAUGCUUCCAGAAACCAGAGAAACCUAUGAAUUAGAGAAAUUAUGGACCCUAUGUUCUUACGAUGACCAGUUAGCACAGAUAACACCUGAGACAUUACCUGAAGACUUCAUUCUUGGAAUAGAAGAUGAUACUUCAUCCCUGACUCCAGUGGAGUUCAAAUAAAAAUAAAAUAAUAUGAA
This is a messenger RNA of Neogale vison (American mink), 557 nucleotides long. Its product is annotated as mitochondrial assembly of ribosomal large subunit protein 1-like. Gene Ontology annotation, cellular component: mitochondrion. Gene Ontology annotation, molecular function: ribosomal large subunit binding. The transcript is spliced from 2 exons. Lineage: Eukaryota; Metazoa; Chordata; Mammalia; Carnivora; Mustelidae. The coding region runs from base 1 to 540 and encodes 179 amino acids. Gene Ontology annotation, biological process: negative regulation of ribosome biogenesis; negative regulation of translation. The record is from RefSeq and is a predicted model, not a curated record.